AUAAUUAGUUUUUAUCAGAUUUGUUAGUGCUGUGUAGGAAAAAUAUGGCUCUAAAGGGUAAGAUGGAGACUGAAAUAGAAAUAAAGGCAGCCGCUGAUAAGUACUACAGCAUCUUCAAGACAUCUGCCCACCAGGUUCCCACAGCCACCCCAGACAUUAUUCAGGGAGUUAAGGUGCAUGAAGGUGAUUGGAAGACACAUGGCUCUAUCAAGGUCUGGAAUUAUACUGUUGAGGGGAAUGCUGAGGUUUUCAAGGAAAAGGUUGAAUUAGAUGAUGCAAACAGGGCAGCAACUCUUGUGGGAAUUGAAGGGGAUCCCAUGAAGUACUACAAGAUCUUUAAGGCCACAUAUCAGGCUAUUCCAAAGGGUAAUGGCAGCUUGGCCAAGUUGACCAUUGUAUAUGAGAAACUGAGAGAGGAUAUGCCUCCCCCAAUUAAGUACCUCAAUAUGAUGGUUAGCCUCACUAAAGACAUUGAUGCCCACCUUGCAAAGGCAUAGUCAUAAUAAGGCCGUAUCUGCAUGCAUGCAUGCUUUGGUUCGCAACUUCUAUGCUAUAUAAAAAGCAUAUAUAUAGAAACCAGAGCAGUUCAUGUAUCUAUGCAUGCGUGCAAGGUUUGUGUAAGGAAUUAUUACUUGGGAGUCGUCUUCUCUAAUGAAGCCCUUUGUCGUGUUUUAAUUGUGAUGAAGAGUAGUACUACUGGUGGUGGUCUCUACUUUUUAGGUCUUGGAAUAAGACUCUGUACGCAAUCCGUUUUAUGUGGUGUGUGAAAAAAAAAAUAUAUCGAAUAAAAAUCUUUUGGUUUUGUGUUUUAA
Messenger RNA from Carya illinoinensis, 812 nucleotides. RefSeq names its product MLP-like protein 328. The transcript has 2 exons. The coding region runs from base 45 to 497 and encodes 150 amino acids. The record is from RefSeq and is a predicted model, not a curated record. Gene Ontology annotation, biological process: defense response. NCBI's taxonomy places the organism in Eukaryota, Viridiplantae, Streptophyta, Magnoliopsida, Fagales, Juglandaceae.